CGGCCCCCCCGCCACGGAGCAGGAGUCACGGAUCCGUCAGCGCUCGGUCGGGCGGUGCGCAUUUGGACCCGACAGUGUCCCGGGGACGAAUACGCGUCGAAGCGUUGCGCGGUGCCUCUCCCUGUCCCACUGACCCCAAACAGAGGAAAUAAUCACACCGGUUGAGGACAUUUGGGGUAUUUUUUCUGGACAGAAUGGCCGGCGCAGAGUGCCUCUUGAAAACACCGAGUAACUUCCAGUCGUCUGCCAUGUUUGAAGGCUCGGAGGCGGUCAGGGUGGAGGGAGGCAGCACGGAGAGCCCCGUGCCUGCGUCCAUCAGCGCCUGCAAGAAGGUCCUGUGCAGUAACAGCGUGCUGGACUCGCCGGAGUACUGGCAGAGGAACGGGAAGGCUCUGUGCAGACUGGGCCUGCUGGACGACGACACCGAGGGCAGCUGCACCACGAUCUGUUUUGUAAAUCUGGACCCUCAAAAAACUGACUAUAGAGAGGAAAAAUGCAUCAAGAAAUUGGCAUCAGUGUCUCCAGACCUGCCGAAGCUUGUUGAAUUGCUGAGUGUUCACCAGCCGAAAGAAAACGAGAUCCUACUGCUCGGUGGCCUUGAAGCUUCAGAUACACACCCACUCUCCCCCUCUCAGGGUGGGCAGCAGCAGAGAAGUACGGGCGUGUGCCUGGUUCAGUGUUCAGGGCCGAGACGCUCCAGCCAACCUGGCAACAUCAUCGUUGAGGUCAACAAGUUCCUGAUUGGUCUCCAGUGGGGGAAAGAGCUGCAGCUUCAGCAGGGCCGAGCAGCCAGGCAGCGGAUCGACGACGACACUAAUCGCUCCAUCUCGUCCAUAGAAGAAGACUUCCUGACGGCCUCAGAACACCUGGGGGAUGACAGCGAGGACGAUGGUCUCAGAAAUGAACCAGAGAGUGGCGACCUGGCAGAAACCUCGGUAGAGGUUGCGCAGAAACAUGGCGUCAGACUUGCAUGUCAGAGGGGACCGCUGGCCAAUUACCAGAACAGGGAGGAGGCGGAGGUAAAAAAAGAAGGGCACCAGCGAGCAAGCCUUCAUAAUAAAGAAUCAGCCGGUCACUACGCCACCAAUCUGGCCGAAUCGGUACUGCAAGACGCCUUCAUACGGCUGUCUCAAGAUGAAACCUGCUUUGUCUCGGAGGCUGCUGUAAGCGUGUCCCUCUCCGGUCGUACACCUGACGCUGCUCGUCCUCCAAAGACCAAAGAACCUUCCCAGCAGCGUACUUGCUCCUUUGAACUCCCCAAGAUUGUGAUAGUUCAAAGCCCGGACAAUUCUGACGGAGAGCCAGAAUGGCCUGAGGCGGCGGCCUCCCAUGUGCCCGGCCAGGAUGUCGCUGUCGACGCCCAGGAGACGCCAGAUAACGGGACACAGGCUCCAGCGCCCCACCACAGCGGGGGACACCCGGCGAAACACGUCGACGUGGCUCUGGCGUGUGCCGCCAGUGUCAUCGGCACCAUUACCAACCCGCAGCUGGCUGAACAGCAUGCCAUGGAAUCGGCGUCAGAGGGAGACACGGAGGAGGAGCUGCCGGAACGAGAGGAGAGAGCCGACUACUCCUUCUCCUCGGCGAUGUGCGGCAUGGCUCAGGUGGCUGGCGCUGUAGCCGCCGUGGAGCUCACAGAGCCGUCGGCGGAGUGCGGGGAUUCCGACGCCGAGUCCCUUGAAGCCUACACGGCGUCCUGUGGUCUGAUGUCUGCCGCCAAAGCCUCCGCAGCCAUCCCGCUGCACUGCAGCGUGGCCGAGGGCACCAGUGUGGAAGCGUUUCGCGCCAACAUCGCCGAGGUCCUACACAGGGAAGCGGCGGAGGUUCUGACUCAGCCGCAGGGCUACAGGAGUGUCGCCCACCUGCUGGAGGCCACGCAUAACAAGAUAGUCGAUGGCAUCACUUGUCCAAAGCGCUCCUACAUGGAUGAAAGAGAAGUGGAUGACCUGAUAAAUGAGGUGGCAGACAGCCUGUUCAAACAUGCUUUAGAGAAAGCAAAAAAGAAAAAAGAACUGGAGGGUAAUGGAAAAGAUGCCCCAGGCCUUCAGGUCUUUCUGCAGGACAGUGUUAACAACUUGCUGUUUGAUAUCCUUUGCCUGACACAGAAGAAAAUCUGUCAUAUCUCAAGAUGUGAUCAAGGGUCCUACGAGACACAAGAGGGCAACACGGGUGCUAGGGAGCCAUCUGCCACCAAAGAGAGCAAGGAUCCCUUCGGUCAAUUACAGUGCUUAGUUGGCCACGGCCAGUUCAGCAAUAGCGGGAACCAGUGCAGCAUCUUUCACUGCACAGAUAAGCUUACCAUGGUUCCUGGGCUGCGGGAGAAAUAUGUGCUUGAGGAAAAUGAUCUGAUAUCGUCUUUCUCCACAGCACACGGCAAAGAGAAACAACAGCAGUCGUCGUGCAGACAAAGUCAUUCUAAAUCCACCUAUCUGCCUGCCAAGGAUUUCUCUGAACACCAGCAGGGCAGUGGUGCCUUCAGAGAACCUUUGAGUGAAAUCCAAGUCCACAACACGGACCGAAGAGGACGAGUAGUGAUAGCCAGUGACGACAGACAGGCCUCCCUCACACCUCAGUCCUCCCUCAACUCUUGCAGUUCUUUGCUCUCUUGGAGAAUGGAUUCAGAAUCCAGGACACCUAUCACUUGCUAUGCUGAUGAUUUGGCUGCUACAGUUGUGUCCAUGGCCACAGAACUGGCCGCCAUCUGCCUCGAAAACAACACUGGGAAACAGCCUUGGUUCUGUGCCCUGAAGGGGACAUCUACUGAAGGGCCAGAGGCCUACUUGAUCCCCGCUUGCCGCACAGUGCUCAGGAGGAAAGAAGCGCACAGCGGCAACGCCGCCUCCAAGAAACACCGCGCGCCGCGCCUCAGUGAGAUCAAGAGGAAGACGGAGGAGCAACCGGAGCUGAUGGAGCGGCUGGUUAACCGGGUGGUGGACGAAUCGGUAAACCUAGAUGAACCACAGGACCCGUUUGCCCUCUUCGCCUCCGAAGUCACGGCAAGGAUCAUGAACUGCCCGGAGCUGAACGUGGUGGACACCUCCAAAACCGGCCAGCCGCGCAGCAGGUUGCAGUGUGAGAGGUGGAGCCGCGGGAAGGCCUCUAGCUACGAGAGCAUUCCAGAAGAAGAUGCCGACCCCACAGGAACGCCCAACACCUUGGGCCCCGGCAGUCGGUUGGGUCAGAACUUGAGCCGCGGUAGCUCCAUCUCUAAGCAGUCCAGCUGCGAGAGCAUCACCGAUGAGUUUUCCCGGUUCAUGGUGAACCAGAUGGAGACCGAGGGCAGGGGCUUCGACCUGCUCCUGGACUACUACGCAGGAAAAAAUGCCAGCAGCAUUUUGACCGCGGCCGUGCAACAGGCCGCGUCAAAGAAAAACGGUCACCUCAAUGUCCGGACCUCAUCCUGCCUGUCCAAGCAGUCGAGCACGGAGAGCAUCACGGAGGAGUUCUACAGGUUCAUGCUGCGGGACAUGGACAAGGAAAACAGAGAGUAUGGCAUCGCAAAGACUAAGGAGUGGAGCAACAGCCUGUUCCCCCCUUCCAGGACACCCUUCUGUAUACGACAGUCCUCUGUCCCGGACCGCCGCUCCUCAGACUCCAGACUGACUGUCAACUCGCCCAUAAAAGCAAAUUCCUUCGACGGAUUUGCCCGCAACGUGCGGGGAGACACCCUGAAUGUCUUCCCCACCAACUCCGUGUCGGCCACAGGACUGUGCAAGUCAGACUCCUGCCUCUAUCAACGGGGUCGGACUGACCAUAUUACCGAUAUGCUGAUCAAUGAGACCUGGUCGAGUUCCAUUGAGUCCUUGAUGAGAAAGAACAAGAUCAUUGCUGACCCAGAGGACAGCAUUGAGCUGGAGGCCGCGGGAGACUCCCAGCCCCACGUGCAACAGUUCGCCGAUCGCCUGGCAGCGGAUAUUGUAGAUAUUGGCAAGUCUGCCCUGGGGGGCCAGCAAGAUGUGGCCGGGGGUACAGCUGGGUCAAUAUCACAGCCGUACAUGCCUGUUGGCGAAAGAAGGAGGGGGUUCAAACAGUCUCACCUGACUUGCGGUCGAAGUAGGUCCAAUCAAGAGCAGACUGGUAUUGGCGCAGGGUCCGGGACUGUCGACGGCGGCGCGCCCCGUAUGAGGGGCCCCAGAGGGGUGCCGCUGAUCCACAUCGAGGGGGAUCAGAGGGAUGAAGAGACUCCGUCAAAUCCCGAAAGGACAGUGGGAGGACCUCAGGAAACACCCGCAGAAGUGUCGGCCACGAGGCGCACAGAGAGAGCUCCAGGCAACAGCAGCGAGAGGGACAGGCCAACCGCGGCGGGGGCUGCGGUAGUGAAGAGCGCCAAGCGCUCUAUGAGCGCUAGCAGCGAAGAGAGCAUGGGGAGCUGGUCCCAAAUAACCCCCGAGGAUGACCCCCACGAGGAGACCAGUAGUUUUAUCCAGCUGAGCGAGGGGAACGGGACCAGCAGCGCGUCGAGCCUGGGCCCGGCGGACCUGGAGGCUUUUUCCGAUGUGCCCAGUCAGAUGACAGCAAUCAGUGAACAGACAGAGAAAGGACAUCAGAGGGGAACAAAGGAAAAUGCCUUCGAGGGCGGGUCAGAGAGGUCAUCGGGCGCAAGCAGCAACCUCCGGGUGCUGUUGGUGGUGAACUGCGACGUGGAGGCCGGAUGCGUGGACUCGGAGCUCAGAGUGGCCCUGCAGUGGAUCGCCGCCUCCGAGCUGGGCCUCCCUGCUCUUUACUACAGGAAGUCCAAAGACAAGGGCGCUGCAAAGUUUCAGAGGGUGGUCCACCUGAUGUCUCAGAGGUCGUGGCGGAUUGCAGACUUGUUCCGCGCGGUGGUCCAGUUCUGUGAGCUACACGAGAAAGAGGAAGAGGAGGGUCGGCCUCUGUCCAGCCUGUUUGAUUGGCUGUUGGAGACCCUGUAGGGGCCCCGAAGCCGCCGCCUACUGCAAAGCAAAAAGACACGUAUUCGCUGACCCCUCGAACAUCCCACGUGUUCCCAACCCGAUCGCGUCUCAUCACCCCAAAUGUCUCCCACUGCAAGUUGAAAGCACAACACGAUCCGCAAACUGUAUGCACCUCAAUCUGUCAAUGGAAGUUGUGUUUAGUAUCUUUUGGCAGCCAUGGAUGGACCAGUCUCCCUUUAACAAAAGCAUGUUUCUAUUUCCACAAUCACCUCUCUAGUGAGACACACACACACACACACACACUUUUUUUUUUUUUUU
This is a messenger RNA of Pungitius pungitius (ninespine stickleback), 5210 nucleotides long. RefSeq names its product SPHK1 interactor, AKAP domain containing (gene sphkap). Gene Ontology annotation, molecular function: protein kinase A binding. Gene Ontology annotation, cellular component: cytoplasm. NCBI's taxonomy places the organism in Eukaryota, Metazoa, Chordata, Actinopteri, Perciformes, Gasterosteidae. The coding region runs from base 195 to 4910 and encodes 1571 amino acids. Gene Ontology annotation, biological process: intracellular protein localization. The transcript has 12 exons. The record is from RefSeq and is a predicted model, not a curated record.